Messenger RNA from Diachasma alloeum, 4419 nucleotides. It is a transcript of the gene dally, whose product is annotated as division abnormally delayed protein. Gene Ontology annotation, cellular component: extracellular region; cell surface; plasma membrane. Gene Ontology annotation, biological process: positive regulation of canonical Wnt signaling pathway; regulation of protein localization to membrane; cell migration. The coding region runs from base 436 to 2292 and encodes 618 amino acids. NCBI's taxonomy places the organism in Eukaryota, Metazoa, Arthropoda, Insecta, Hymenoptera, Braconidae. The transcript has 7 exons. The record is from RefSeq and is a predicted model, not a curated record.
GUCUCUCUCACAUAAUCUCACCCCCAAGAGCAGCUUCCACACAAUCCACCCCCUCUCUCUCUGUGUGAUGUGCCCAGUGAUCACAAUUACGUCGAAUGAAUCAGUGAAUUAACACGCCAUCGGAGAUUUUAUUCUCGUAAAUGACACUUGAGACACUCUCCUCCCUAUUAAAUGUACAAACACACCUCUCACGACGUUGCCCAUCGUAACAGACGAAAAAUUAUUAUCGCGGCAAUGUGAACAAGCCAAUUGUUGAUUAACAAAUAAUCCAAAUGUUGGUUAAACGCGACGGCAUUAUUUAUUGGUGGGAUUUAUUUUAACUUUGUUGUGUUAAUUAAUUUGAGAGCUUCAAGUUAUUUAUUUUUCUUUAUUAAUUCAUUCACAUUUUCAAAGUUGAGUUUAUAAAGAGGGAGAGAUUAAAGAUAAUAGAUUAAAAUGCGUCUUCCAGUCGCAGUGUUUUUGUGCCUGUGCAUUAAUGGUGUAAUUUGCCGAUCAACAAGGUCCACGAUGGAUCGUCACAGUGGUGAUAAUGCCACUGCUGGCAAUUGCGAAAUCGUCAGGCCCUUUUUCGAGAGCAAAAAUAUCACAAUUGAUUUUUCAAGCAUCAGCAAAGAGGACAUAACUGCAAGCACGUGCGGUGGAUCGUGCUGCAAUCGUCAGUCCGAGGAUCAACUUCGACAACAGGCAAGAGCGGAUUUUCACAAUUUAAUACACCACCACAGCCGCAGUCUCCAGGGCCUUUUAGCAACAACGGCUGAUGCCUUGAGGGAGACGGUGACAACACUGAUCCGUCAAUCGGAAAACAAGACGCUCACUCUGUUCGAGCAGGUCUACCGUUCGAUGUCACUGCUCAGCAGGCCAUCAAUCAAAGCACUUUACCAAGCAAUGAUCGACUACGUCUCGCCCAGCAACACUCCAGACACCCUCCAACAGCCACUCAGCCGUGAAAUGCUUCAGAAACGUUUCACCGAGUUCUUCACUCGUCUCUUUCCAAUAGCCUAUCAUCGUGCUGUUAAUCCACAUCAGCAAGACUUUACUGAUAAAUUCAAAAGUUGUCUCUACGAUGCUAUUGACGCGAUCCAGCCGUUUGGGGAUAUUCCAAAACAGAUAUCGCGCUCAAUGAGCAAGAGUUUAGAAGCCACUCGUGUGCUUGUUCAAGCGUUAACAUUGGGGAAAACGGUGUUGGAUAAAACAGAUACCGUGCUGUUUUAUGGCACUAGUCCGCAGCAAGCUGCAUGCUAUGAGGCACUGCUCAGGAUGACAUACUGUUCAAAGUGCUCGGGACACGGGUCAACAGUUCGUCCGUGCAGUGGUCUGUGCACAAACGUCAUGAGGGGUUGCUUGAUGGAACCAGCGUCUCAAUUGGAUCUGGCCUGGUCUGGUUACGUAGAAACUGUCGAGAGACUCGUUGUUGCUGUUGAUGGUAGAACAGAUCCACUUGGUUUGAAUGCCGAGAGAGCAGUCAGACAGUUGGAUACUCGAAUUUCUGAUGCCAUAAUGCACGCUAUGGAGAAUGGUCCUACGCUCGAGGAGAAGGUUCGAAAAUUGUGUGGACGUUCAGAGCUACAGGUGGGAAAAAUAUCGGAAGCACCCCUCGUGCCGUCAUUUGAAGGCAAGUCAUCGUCAUUGCUGUCAAUGAGCUUUGAGCAUCGUCUGGACGCGGAUGUCCCUCAGCCAAACUACUCCCAGGCACAUCGUGCCGCCACUCAAACUCAACUACACAGCCAGCUGGGCAACUUUUUAGCCAGUGUCGUUAGGUCUCGCACCUUCUACGGUACACUUGAUGAUGCCAUAUGCGAGGAGUACCCCGAAAGGCAUUGCUGGAAUGGACAGCGAAUUGGAGAGUACACAAAGACUGUGGUUGACUCAAGCUUAACUGCCCAAAGAUACAAUCCCGAAUUUGCAAUGGCUAUGACUGCAGGAACGCCCAGUUACGGAAAUUCAAAUACAAGUGUUCUGAUAGAUCAACUGCGGCAUAUAAAUCAAGUGGUGCAAUUGCAGUUGGCAUCAGCUCCCGACAGUGGAGUCCUGCUGUCUGACGAGGCGCUAGACGGGUCCGGCAGUGGUGCUAAUCCAAAUUGGAACAGAGGAAUCGUUGUAAAUAGUGAUGACGAGGACGUUGACGAUGAGAGCGAAGCUUCCGGCUCGGGAAUGGGCCCCAUUAAGCACGGUGAUACACCGAUACUGACGAAAAUCAAUACAGACGAUAAAACGAACAAGACAAGUGGUGCUGCCGCGAAAAUCACUUCUCUGGUGCUUCUCAGCUUCGUUUGGCUCCUUCACUGUGCCUAAAGCCAAUUAAAAUGAUCACUGUACAGUACAUAGUAGAUGAAUAGUCAUCGAUUCACGAGGGAAGAGGCGAAAAAGGUGAUAAAUAGCUAAUGAUUGCAAUUCGUAUCACAAAAAAAAAUGACGAAAGUAAUUCUUCGCAGAAAUUACGUAGAUUUAUUUGUAGAUAAAAGUACUCACUCCCCCAUUAGACAAGAUGAUGGUUCUGUGUCGCGGGCUCCGACAUAUUCGUCGGGUGAUAUAGCGUAUGCCAUAAUUGAACGUUAACUGCCACAAUGCCAAUCGUUUGUAAAAAAAACCUGAGAAUGGAUUAAAUUAUUAUCACUUCUUCCUUUUUCCACUUUCACUACUCUCUUCUUCUUUCCAAACUCCCCGAAAUUCUUCCCAAUUUGAAAUUACUGACUAUACGAACACACAUUUUUAUUUAUGAAUUAUUUAACAUCCCGUGAUAAGAUUGAUUGAAUAAUUGAUUUGUCGAUUGAUCGACGCCAAUGUGAAAGAACAUUUCACCCACAUAGAUAAAUUAUUUUGAGAACACGUGCUGUGGCGCGUCGGCCCCCACGUUCGUUUUCUGAUUUGUGAUUUUUAUUUUAAUAACUUUGUGCCUUUUUCAAUGUAACGCCGUGCCACGCACCGCCGCUCAAUCCUUUUUAACGAAAAAAAAUCUAUAAAUGGAGAUAAUAGGCAUUGAUGCUUUUGCUACUAGGGAGAGAUGCGGAGAUUUAAAAAAUGAUGAAUUAAUCAGGGCAAUACACGACACGUGUUGAUGCCUGUUAAUAUCUGUUGGCCGGUAGCACAUUAGCUUCCAAGAUCCGCGCAGGUCCGCGUGACCCAAAAGCCUGUGGUUACAAAUACGUCGUACAUUUGAAUGGUAUCGAUUUUUAAUUUCGGUGACUGGCACCGAAAAUUAAAGAUUCAAUUAAUGUAUUGCGUGAAAUACGGCAUAUGCUUGGACGUAGCCAGUCGCUAAUUGAUUGAUAAUUAUUUUUCAAGAUUUUAUGAUGACGCAAAUCAACAUUUUCACCGCUGUUUUUAAUUACUAUUAUUAUUAUGAUAUUAUUAUUAAUAUUAUUAUCAUUAUUGUUCUUUCAUUUCAUACAUUUUUUUUUGAAUUAAUGUAGAAGUCAAACUUGCGACGAGAGACUGACUUUCAUACAUGUAUUUCUUUUUUCUUUGUCUCUUCAUCAAUCUUGAAUGGAAAAAAAUUAUUGAGAGGAACAAAAGUGUAACUCAAGUGACUCUUGAAAAUUCUUCAAUGGAAUGAAUUAAUUGGGUGAUUACGUGAGAGAGAAUAUACCUGUCCUGUAGGUAAUCGUUAUUGAAAAGAUUGUAAAUAGUAAUGGUGAAUGCGUGUUGUAUUUAUAUAUGCAAUAUGUUAAAAUUAUGUUAUAUUAUUAUAUUAUUAUUAAAAACGGUCUAAAUGAAAGAAAAAACUAUGGAAAGUUAUUGGGGAUAUAAUUUAACAAUGGCUUUUAACGUAAUAACAAAGUUGAUUAAAAAAACAAGCAUCGAAUCAUGUGUGAGAGAGUUUAGUAUAAACAAAGUUGAAGAAUGUAUUUCCAAUUGGUGGAUUGGCCGGAGUGUAACUCCGUGUACUCGUUUUUAUUAGUUAUUCUCAUGACAGAUCAAAUCAAUUGAGACUCGUGAAAAAUUUAUUAUUUUAUUAUCAACUGAUGGUUGAAGCAAUGGGGUCUAAUUACGUGAUUUAAUCUCUCAUCUGAAUGACGAUGAUUAUUACUAUUAAUCUAUUAGAGUGAAAUGAUUAUUUAGAGCCUCGUUGAUCGACGUUUAUCGCUAGUCGAGGGCAAUUGAAUAUUAAAAGCCGACAUUACCUGGUUUAGAUCCGAUAGAUUUAUUAUUCUAUACUUUCCAAAUUUCCACUGAUUAUUUCGUAAUUGAAAGUAUAAAGGCUAUCUUACGAUUGAUUUGUUAAUUCAUUCGCUCCAACUUUUUAAUUAUUUCCCCUUCCCGCCCCCUGUGUGGUAUUCAGCUGGGGGCCUCAUAGCGAUUUAUUAUGUAACAUUAAUUUUUUCAUGCCUACUACGUUUGGCGAACGUCUGUGAUUAUUGUAAACAAGAAUAAAAAAUAAAUGAUUAAAAAGUGAAUAAUAAAAAUUGAGGGAAUUUAUAA